Messenger RNA from Penicillium egyptiacum, 2679 nucleotides. NCBI's taxonomy places the organism in Eukaryota, Fungi, Ascomycota, Eurotiomycetes, Eurotiales, Aspergillaceae. The record is from the annotation of a GenBank genome assembly.
AUGUCGUCUCCAUACUCACCAACUCGUCCCUGGCCAACUCUCAGCGCCAUUGACCGGGAUCACGAGUCGGGAAUCCUCUACGAGGAGGAACGCCAGCAAUGGUUGCAACAGCAUCCAAAUGUUGUUCCUCAAACCGCAAAGAGGAGUGCCAACAAGAGUCAGCGCGCCUUUCCAGACCGAGGCCCUAGCAUGGCUAAAGGCCUUUGUGAUAUUGCGGGACGCGGUGCAGCUCGUCGCAAUGGAACCACUGUGAACAAGAAUGAUGCAUUUACCAAGCCAUUGCCACCCAUUCCUCAACAGGAAACCCGUCAGCCGGCCACCACAGUUGGUGAGGAGGGCUUUUUCCAAGGCUCUAGGCGCGAUAUCAACAAGAUGAGCGUUUAUUAUGUGCUUGACAGAUCCAACAUGCAAGGCCACCACGGCGAAACCUCAUUUGCUCAACAGGAAGCCUCUCAGCCUGCUAUGGAAGUGGGCCAGGCGGCAGUUGUUGAUGGCCCUGUCCACUCGAGUGAAAAGAUGAAACCGAAUUUGCUUCUCGAGCAAUGCACACUGCAAGGAUACGAAGACGAGACUCCAUCUACUCAACCCACUGCAUCUGAGCCGGUCCCGCCACCCGUUUCGUAUUACUGCCGCAGUGUCCAGGCUACCUACGCCAAUGGCUCCUCUGAUUCCCAUCACUCGGCUCAUGCUACUCCAUUUGCUGCUCCUGCGUUUGAGGCACCUGAUGCUCAAGCCAGUCCCGGUUCCCAUCGCAACGGUUAUAGUUCAACCUCGUGGUACGAAGUUUCUCCCACUGGCCACGAAUCUUCUCCGGAUGCUCAGGGUACAGUGCCUCGCAGCACCACUCCAGUGCCCGAAAUCAAGCAGGAAAAUCAAACCACCGACAUGGGGGCAUCGAUUGAUGAACUGAUUGCCUUGAUCGAUGAGGAAAAAGAAACCUACCGCCUUGCAAAUGGAAAUCACUCCCCAGGAACUUCAUCUGCUGAUUGUCUCGCUCCCCCCAAUUCAGCGUCUACGGAUAUCUACCAUGUGGACCAACAUUGUCUUGCCUACCAGACUCCUGACUUCUUCAUACGUAACACGGAGAGUCCUCUAUUUGUGAGCCCCGGCAGCAUUUACGAAGCACCUACACGCGACGUUGCACCUAGAUCGCCUGUCUUCUCCCCGACUGAUGUUCCAUCCCCUUGCCUCAUGUGGUCGCCGUCUCCUGUUCGUUCCCCUUAUCCCAAGGGAUAUUGGUCUUCGGAUGAAUCUGAACCUGAAACUGCUGCAUCCCCUGAGCCCCAAUUUGAUCGGGGAUGUUCUGGUUCCGAUGCGCCUCUGCAAGAGUCCCCUGUGUUGCCUUCGUCUCAUUAUCAGGCCGCUUCUCUUCAAGGAGAUUCCACUUGGCGUUCGGACAACUCCAACGGGGUUGACACUGGGAUUAGUCCACACCUUGGACAAAUAUAUGUUCAGGAUCACACUACUCCUGAUUCGCCUCUCAUGGAUACACCUCCAUCUCCAGCUCAAGCUCCUCCUUCUCCUGAGCGUCGUCCCAGUGAUCUUCGUAAAUAUUCCUAUGCCGGUGCGCCUCGCGUUGGAAUUUAUCCAUCUGACGUCCCCCAAGAUCCCCGGCCUACGCAGGUUAAUUUCCCCCCGGAUUACGUUUCAUCCCCUACCAGCCACCCAUGGCUCGGAGAGUAUAGAGCCUGCAUGGACCAGCAGCCUCUUGAGCAACCACAAUUGGACGUGACGAAGCAGAAAACUACCUUCACCAUGGAUGUCCCCAUCCGCGACGUUUCCCAGCAUCAGACAACCGUUCACGGGUCUGAGUCUACCAAUGGUGAACACAGCCGCGCAGCUUCCUUCGUCAGCAAUGAGUCCAACGCCAGCAGCACCCCCAGCGACGCAACUAUGAGUCGUGUCACCCAAAGCCCUGAUGCCUACAGUUCUCAAGGCUCCGAAGACUCUCGUGGAACCAAGCGCAAGCGAUUUACCAAGAACCUCUUUGGCAAGAAGGGAUACCUUGAGAACAAUGAGGAGCCACGCGACAAGAGAUUCCGCCUUUUGAAGGAGGCCAUCGACAAGGGACAAUCAACCAUUGGCAGUAUCAAGGGAAUGUUUUGGGAUGACAAUCGAGUUUUGGUCAGCUCAUCCAAGCCCAGCAUCCUCACUGAAAACACUGCCUCCAUUACUCUGAACACCGAGGUGCAGUCAAUUCUGUACGCCGAGAUUGAGAACAUGAUCACCCACGCGGCCAACGAAUUCCUGAUGAAGGAGUAUUAUGACGGUCGUCUCACUACUAGUUCUCUCAACAAGGUGAAAAGAAGAUGGGAGAGGAAGCACAUGCCUGGUGUCCCUCAAUUCCGUUUCGACCAAACUACCCAGUACAAGCUUAUCAAAGCAAAUCGCGACCAUCUCAAAUUCGGCCAAACCAGCAACGGCCUUGGCUCGAACACCGUUCUGAGAAACUGGAAAAAGAUCUGCAAGAAUAUGAGCAUCCGCACCUUUGUGGCUCCCGAUUUGGUCAUCAAGAAGCAAAUCCACGAUAUCCUGGAUCUCUUGGAGAUCCUGAAGGCCGAUGAAUGCCACAUUGAGCUGAUUAUGGCCCUCAAUGCGCACGUUCGUGGAGAGCUGAAGAAGCACGAGGUGAUGCAGCACUACCGAGAGACUCAGGACUCCGGAGACUCUUGCUCUUAA